Aureobasidium pullulans EXF-150 is the source of this 2473-nucleotide messenger RNA. RefSeq lists its product as uncharacterized. The record is from RefSeq and is a predicted model, not a curated record. Bases 1 to 2334 code for a protein of 777 amino acids. Lineage: Eukaryota; Fungi; Ascomycota; Dothideomycetes; Dothideales; Saccotheciaceae. The transcript has 4 exons. Gene Ontology annotation, molecular function: protein binding.
AUGACAUCAACAUCAUCGCCACCGCCCUACACGGCACAACCCACCAUCACCGUUGCUCAGAAGCUCGAGCUGGUGCAGGCUGAGCUGGAAGUAGCCAAACUCCGACUUCGCAAACAGGCUGGAGAACGACAGGGAAAACAAAGAGUUGCUUCCUCUCGGAGGGCGGUCCUGCAGAGACUUGUUCCCAGAGUCGUCAAGCAAGCCUUGAGUCCACCCCUUGAGCAGACAUCCAGUCCCGUUCCGGAAAUACACGCCCCGCUGGACCAUCGCAGAAUUGCCUGGAACAUGAUCUUGAGUGAGGAACACCCUCCCAGUGGCUCCGCAUUGGCAUCUCUGAAGAAGAUGAUGCUCCGUGAUCUCUCAAUGGAGACUCAUCACAGCGGAAAGAUGCUCUUGCUGCGUACCAUCACCGCGUCAUCAAUGCAUAGUUCGAUGCAGACAGCCUAUGCCGUCGAGGACGAGCGCGGCGACAUUGAACUCCUCACGAUCCAUGACUUUGCUGUCACCACCCACCCGUCCAAGGCGAUACAGAAUGGCACCUUCUUCGUGGUCAAGGAACCUUUCUACAGAUCGGUUCUGGACGAAGACUGUGUACUGUGUGUCGAUCAUCCCUCGGACAUCGUCUUCCUGGACGCCGACAGCCCGAUACUCCCCGAUGCCUGGAGGUCCGAAGUCAUCGAUAGAUCGAGUGUCGAAUGGAAGCAAGCCGGCAAUCAUGCCUUGCAAGAUCAACAGUUUGUUGAAGCCGAAAGAUGUUACAGCAGAGCUCUCUCCGCCUUGACUGCUGCCCAAGCAGACGACUUUGCUAGAGGCAUCAUUCAUCGCAACAGGGCACAGGCUCGACUCUGCCUCCAUCGUCACGACGGAGCCUACAGCGAUGCACUUGCGGGCGUGAGAGUACUUCCCAAGCAGCCUGAUCCCCUUGCAGAGAUACAAAACGUCAGAGCCCUUUACCGAGCAGGCCGUGCUGCUUACGAGCUUGGUGCAUUCGACAACGCCCUCUCAGCAUACAAGUCCAUUACUGCCAUCUCACCUUUCAACGAGGACUGCUUGAGAGAACUCAAGCGAACACAGUCUCGCAUUGUUGAACAGACAACAGGUGUUAACAUUUGGAAAGCAACCGGACCUUCGGCUCAUGGAACCAAGGUGGACCAUGCCGACUUUCUGCGCAGGACCGAAGCUCGCCAGACAGCCCACCACGGCCGAGGUUUGUUCGCGGUCGAGGCCAUUCCAUGCGGCGACAUUGUUCUCUCCGAGAAGGCAUUGGCAUUCGUGCCGUCACCGGUUGACCCUAAGACCUUCAACCUCGUCAUACCGCCGGGUGCUACCAGAGGCACGUUUGGUACACAGAUCGACAUAUGGACAGAGGUUAUCCAGAGAAUAGUUGCCGAUCCAAGCAUUGCUCCAAAGGUAUUGAGUCUAUACGCUGGUCCAAACUAUCCUCCACUCGAGAACCUCGAUGUUCCCAUCGUGGACGGAUCGCCUGUUCUCGACAUCUUUCGUAUCGAGAACAUCAUCGAAUACAACUCCUUCGGAUAUGGUCAUGAUCCUGAGCUCACCAGCUUUGGCAAUGCUGCUCUUACUACUCCAGGUCUCAAUAACAUGGACGGAUCGAUGGGACUCUGGGUACACUGCUCUGCAAUGAAUCAUUCCUGUCUGUUCAAUGCCGAGCACAGUUUCAUUGGCGACAUGAUCAUUUUCCGCGCAACCCGCGAUAUUGCAAAGGAUGAGGAGAUCACCACACUUUACAAGGAAAUCAAUGCCGACUACGACAUUCGUGAUGCUGCACUUCGCACUUGGGGCUUCAGCUGUGAUUGCAAGCUCUGUGAAGCAGACAGAACAUGUCCAGAGACACCCACUCGCAAGCAUCUGAUGGAGCAAACCAGAGAUCUUCUUCUGCAGCUUCCUUUGAUCAAGGCUCUCGUCGAACCACGCACCGCAGUGAUGAUGUUCGAAGACCUUUUGGUGAAGAUCGAAAAGACUUAUCCAGAAGAGUACUACCACAACCUGCCUCGUCUGGGCUUGAUCACCCUACACCGCUACUGCGCAUUCGCCUAUGCACGCGCCGAGCCUGAGAAGUCAAUUGAGCACGCUCUCGCAUGUAUCGAAGCUCAUGGAUACAAAUUCACCAUGACGGACGACAACUUUGAAAUCGACCGUACCAACGCAAUGUCCGCUCCUCAGGUUGUUGAUCAACUGAUGAACGUCAGCAGAUACAAGGCCAUGAAAGGUCAGACAAUCUUGGCAGGCAAGAUCAGGGAAUUGGCAUUGCAGAUUUACAUCAUCGUCAACGGAGAGCCUUCUGGUUUUCAGACUAGAUACGGUAAAGCUUGAUGCCGUGAGAGCGGUUAGAGAUUGGAAUGACAUUUGGAGGGAAUUAAGUCGAUUGGCGACUGACUUUUGGAUUGCGAGGAGGACAUUUGGUAACGACACCUAACAGGAUUUAUAAUUAAUCAGAUGACCUAUGAUGCGG